AUGGGGAGCAAACCAGUUGGAGCGGGCUCGCAGGCAGCCAGAAGCACCAACAGCGGUGGGUCGCAACUGGAGUUGAGCUACAAUAACUGUAACACAAACAUCAGAACCGGAUCAGUUCAUACUGUAACAAUGAGUCAAGAUUCUGACGUAACUGCAAUAUUAGAGGCUUCAGGAGAGUCCACUUUGGAAAGAGGAUAUGAAAAAGCAGAAGAGAAACAGGACCAGUUGAAUAACGUCUCACUGGACGUUGCUGUAACUGGAGAAUCAGGAGCAGGAAAGUCGACUUUCAUUAAUGCAAUCAGAGGACUGAGAGAUGAUGAUGAAGGUGCAGCUGCAACUGGAGUUACUGAAACCACCACUGAACCAACCCCUUACCUACACCCAACAAUGCCUAAUGUGACUUUCUGGGACCUUCCAGGAGUUGGAAGCACAAAAUCUAGGGUUAAAGAUUAUCUUAAGAAGAUGCAGUUUGCUAGGUUUGAUUUCUUCAUCAUCAUCUCAUCAGGGAGACUUGGAGAGAACGACGUCCUGCUGGCCAAAAAGAUCAAAAAGAAGAAAAAGCUGUUUUACUUUGUCAGAUCAAAGAUAGACGUUGACGUUGCACAAGAAGAGAAGAAACAAGGCUUCAACAGAGAAGAAACUCUGGCAAAAAUUAGGAACGACUGCCUGGCACAUUUGAAGGACUUUAAAAAUCCUAAAGUUUUUCUCAUUUCCUCCUAUGAUGAUUCUGCAUUUGAUUUUGAGGAGCUUGAGGGCACACUGAUGUCAGAGCUUCCAGAGCAUAAACGAUACGCUCUAAUACAGUCAGUACCGGUCACUUCUGUGGCCAUACUGAAGAGGAAAGUCAGAAUGUUUAAGAAAGCAGUCUGGGUUGCAGCCGCUUCCUCUGGUGGAGUUGCAGCAGCUCUAGUACCUGAUCUAUCAAAAGCAUGUGAUGUUGGCAUUCUAGUGGCUUUCUUUACUAGUUGCUACUUCUCAUUUGGUCUUGAUGAUAAAUCAAUUGAAAGUCUCUCAAAACGAGUCAACAAGCCACAUUUAACAUCUUUGAAAAAAUCUUCACUUGUAGAGGACCUGGUGUCAAAAUCAUACACAAGAUUAACUGAAGAUUCAUCUGAGAAGUAUCUGCGCAAUUUGAAACCUGGUGCAGUAAAUGCUGUAGCAGCAGGAUAUUCUUUUAAUAGUACAUAUAAGCUACUGAAGAGUGGACUGGAAGAGCUUGAAGAGGAUGCGCUGAUGAUACUGAGAGAGGCGGGGUUAGAGUAA
This is a messenger RNA of Trichomycterus rosablanca, 1263 nucleotides long. Its product is annotated as interferon-gamma-inducible GTPase 10-like. Gene Ontology annotation, cellular component: membrane. Bases 1 to 1263 code for a protein of 420 amino acids. Gene Ontology annotation, molecular function: GTP binding. Lineage: Eukaryota; Metazoa; Chordata; Actinopteri; Siluriformes; Trichomycteridae. The record is from RefSeq and is a predicted model, not a curated record. The transcript has 2 exons.